AUGUCCAUCUCAGAUGCACACAAGUUGGGGUGCCACCACGUGUGCACCUCACGGAAUGGUAACGUCGCAGCGAGCGCUGGAUUUGGCGGCGAGGUAAAAAUUUGGAAAGUCGACAGCGACACUGGCGAAUGGAGUUUGGAUGGUGAGAUUACAGGAUCUUCAUCUAAGCCUGGUGAGGCCUGGGCUAUGGCGUUGAGUGAGAAUGGAUCUUACCUGGCUACUACAACAAACGAUGGCCGAGUCAACGUUUGGGAUGUCAUGGGUGAGAAGAAGCCCAAGAUUCGUGAGUACGAAACCGGAAGUGCUGGAUCUGGAAGCUUUGGCAUGUCAGUGGACUUGAGCCGGGAUGGGAAAUACACGGCCAGCGGCCACCAGAAUGGAUCUGUCUACAUUUUCAACAAUGAUACAGGAAGAGUCCUGUACUCAUUAUCUGGUCUCGCAAAGCCUGUACGAUCAGUUGCCUUUUCUCCUGGUAACACUCGACUUGCUGCUGCAGGUGACGCUGGAAUCAUCGCACUCUACGACAUAAAACAUGGAGAACAUGUUGGGAACCUGACUGGACACUCCUCGUGGGUCACAUCACUCGACUGGAGCGAUACAGGAGAGUACCUGCUAAGUGGCUCAAUGGAUGGGAAGGUCAAGGUAUGGUCAAUUGAGCGAAGCGCGUGUGUGGCAACCCAUAGUGAGACGGACAAAGCUCUUUGGUCUGUAAAGUGGCUACCGAAGACUGUCAGAAGCGAGAUGUUCUGCACUGCUGGCGCAAACAGGAGCCUUUCGUUCUACCGAGAGGCUACUGGUGGUUGA
Messenger RNA from Fusarium musae, 804 nucleotides. RefSeq lists its product as uncharacterized. The record is from RefSeq and is a predicted model, not a curated record. The transcript is spliced from 3 exons. Gene Ontology annotation, cellular component: Cdc73/Paf1 complex. Bases 1 to 804 code for a protein of 267 amino acids. Gene Ontology annotation, molecular function: protein binding. Lineage: Eukaryota; Fungi; Ascomycota; Sordariomycetes; Hypocreales; Nectriaceae.